This is a messenger RNA of Punica granatum (pomegranate), 3299 nucleotides long. The record is from RefSeq and is a predicted model, not a curated record. NCBI's taxonomy places the organism in Eukaryota, Viridiplantae, Streptophyta, Magnoliopsida, Myrtales, Lythraceae.
AUAUGACUGUAAACGGUUCCAAGUUCGGUAGUUUCCCGCCUGAAUAUGGCCGGGUUGGUAGUUUGAUUGCAAAAUUAGGGUUUCUCAGAUUGACUUCAAAUUCAAACGCAGAGGAAUUGCUGCCGAAAAUCUGAGCCAUAGGCAUAGGGAGCUUUUCCCGUAAGUUGAAUGAGAAACUACAGCCCUUUCAGACCCGAUUCGAGGAUCUGCUAUGGUUUAAUCACCGAGAGCAAGAAAUUCUCCUCUUCACCAACCCAAUUUCUUCCUGUUCCGGAUUUUCGCCCCAAAAGGCAGGAUCUCACCAAUCUCUUGCAAUCAACCGUCUCUGGAGACCCCAUUAGCCGAUACAAGAAGCUCCACGCGCAAAUUUUCGUGUGGGGGCUCCAGUCUGACGUUUUGCUUGGAAAUAUACUGCUGCACUGUUAUUCCCGUUCCGGGCAUUUAGGAGAUGCGAGAAACGUGCUCGAUCAAAUGUCCGAGAGGAACUCGGUUACUUGGUCUUCAGCAAUUUCAAUGUAUGCCCGGCAUAAUCUUAAUGAAGAGGCUCUGACUGCCUUUCUCGAAUUUCGGAGGAGUUCCAUCAGGAGCCUGAAUGAGUAUGUUCUUGCUAGCGCAAUUCGCGCAUGUACCCAAUUGGGUGGUUUGGAUGAGGGCACUCAACUUCAUGGAGCUGUUGUUAAGUCGGGUUUUGGUCAGGAUGUUUAUGUGGGGACGGCACUUGUUGAUUUAUAUGCGAAGAGCGGGGAUAUCAAUAUGGCAAGAUCAGUUUUUGAUGGGUUAGCGAAUAAAACCGCGGUGACUUGGACCUCGAUUAUAACUGGAUACGCAAGAAUCGGAAGAAGUGAAGUUUCCUUAGAGUUAUUUUUAAGACUUGUGAGAGAUAGGGACGCAAAUGGGGUCCCUGACAAGUAUGUCCUUUCUAGCGUUCUGAGCUCUUGCUCUGCGCUCGAGUUCAUUGAAGGUGGGAAGCAGAUUCAUGCCCAUGUGUUGAGACGAGGAGAGGAGAUGGAUGUUUCUGUUGUCAAUGUGUUGAUAGAUUUCUACACAAAGUGUGGAAGAGUGAGUACAGCUCGUAAGCUGUUCAAUGAGAUGAGAGAUGACAAAAAUUUGAUUUCUUGGACAACUAUGAUUGCUGGCUAUAUGCAGAAUUCAUACGAUCGAGAGGCUAUGAAUCUGUUCCGUGAGAUGGUGAGAUUGAAACAGAGGCCCGAUGUGUUUGCUUGUACGAGUAUUCUCACCUCCUGUGGGUCACUUAAAGCACUAGAACUGGGUACCGAGGUCCACUCAUACACGAUCAAGUCAUAUCUUGAUCGCAAUACUUUUGUUAGGAAUGGCCUAAUCGAUAUGUAUGCUAAGUGCGGUUGCUUAGUCAAGGCAAGGAGAGUAUUCGAUUCAAUGGCUGAUGAUCGGAAUCUUGUAUCCUACAAUGCAAUGAUUGAGGGUUAUGCAGGGCAGGAAGAGCUCCACGAGGCGCUGGAUAUUUUCCAUGAGAUGAGGGUUCUAGGCUUCCUCUCUCCAAGCCCAUUGUCUUUUGUCAGCAUCCUCAGGGCUUCGGCUACUCUGUCUGCCUUAGAACUUAGCAGGCAAAUUCAUGGACUAAUGAUUAAGUAUGGAGUUUCCCUCGACCUAUUCUCAGCAAGUUCAUUGAUAGAUGUUUAUUCUAAGUCCUGCUGUGUCAGGGAUGCAAGACUAGUAUUCGACCAAAUGACUGAGAGAGAUAUCGUUGUUUGGAAUGCGAUGUUCUUUGGGUACACAAAUCAGAUGGAGAACGAGGAGGCUCUCAGACUCUACCAAGAUCUGCAGAAAUCGAACGAAAAGCCAAAUGGAUUCACCUUCGCUGCCCUAAUCACAGCAUCAAGCAAUUUGGCGAUUCUUAAAAAUGGCCAAAUCUUCCACGGCCAGCUGAUUAAAUUGCGCUUAUGUGAUGACCCUUUUGUCACCAAUGCACUCGUGGACAUGUACUCCAAGUGUGGAAGCUUAAAUGAAGCUCGUAGGGCAUUCAAUUGUGGUUCCCGCAGAGAUACUAUUUGUUGGAACUCUAUGAUCCAUAGCUAUGCAAAUAAUGGGGAGGCUUGGGCAGCUCUGGAGGUGUUUGAAUCGAUGGUAAAGGAAGGAGUAAGACCAAACUACGUGACCUAUGUGGGCGUUCUCUCAGCUUGUAGCCAUGCAGGGCUCAUGGAAGAUGGGGUACGGCUCUUCAACUCAAUGUCCCACUUCAGGGUUGAACCGGGAACAGAACACUAUGCUUGUAUGGUCUCUCUUUACGGAAGAGCUGGAAAUUUAUUGGAAGCCAAGGAGUUUAUUGAGAAAAUGCCAAUUGAACCAGCGCCGAUAAUAUGGAGGGCCUUGUUGAGUGCUUGCAGGGAUGCAGGAAAUCUCGAGAUGGGGAAAUAUGCCGCUGAGAAGGCGAUCUCUCUGGAUCCGAUGGACAGUGGGUCCUACACUCUGCUCUCAAAUAUUUUCGCAUCGAAGGCCAUGUGGGUCGAUGUGAAGAAGGCGAGGAAGAGAAUGGACAAUAACGGAGUUGCGAAAGAACCAGGGCAGAGUUGGAUUGAGCUUAGCAAUGAGGUUAGUGUGUUCCUUUCUCGGGAUCAGAACCACUCAAAGGCAGAUGCCAUUUAUUCCGUUUUGGACGACUUGCAACUCCAAAUGAGAGAGAUCCGGUAUACAGCCGACGCCGGUGCCGAUCUUGUCAUGAAUGGUUGAAGAGAUCUGAGCUUUAUAGAUCAUUUGAAGACCGUCUAGAUGAGGUUGAUUUAUAUCAGAAAGAAGUGGGGAGAUCUUUCAGAAUUUAACUGAAACUCUAACAAAACGUGAGCUACGAAUCUCAGAAGAUGGAUUUUGCUUCCAUCAAAGGCAACGGAGCCCGUUCUUUACUGAUUUGAAAAAUUUUACCGUGUUUACGAGCUGAAAGGACAAAAGAAUCAAAAGCUGCAGGCUGAUGCUUAUUGAAGCAGAAGUCAGUCUGUUCAUCAUCCUUAUCCUUGUUGGAAGCAGACCAGCACUGAUGAUCAUGUCACGCAAUAUGGCGAGGUCCUGUCGCUGUACAAAGACAAUGGCCUGGGCGCAGCAAUUUUGUUCGCCCCAAUGAUUAUACUGGAGAUAGCAACACACCGCUCUUGCUUCCAUUGUUCCACUUGUUUUCGACAUCUUGAGGGCCCGAGCAUUCAUUGCAUUGUCAUGCUUACCUGUUCAAAAGAAAUCUGUAUUUCCAGGAUGCCGAAAUUUCAAGCGUUCAUUAUGAUCAUAGUCCAAUAGUCUAUAUCAAUCAGACAACAUCAAGACACAUGCGGAACUUC